UAUAUCCGUUAACGAUGUGACCUUGUUGACUUUUGAUCACACCAAGCUUUUAUCCAUUCGUCCUUUCUCUUUUAUACUAGGUGUGGCAAAAGUGACUAUACAGCUAUUUCAAUUAAUACCUAGUUUAAUUGUUAACAUUUUACUCUGAAACAAUAAUUAAAUUGGUUUCAACUGUCUUCAUAAUAUUUUGUUUACUACCAACUACUACCUACAAGUAAGCUUAGCUCCCUCUACAUCAUGUGGCGAUGAGUGCAGAUAGGAUAAACAACCUCUGACCUCGCUGAUUAAUGUGUGUUCCCGAAUAAACACUCGCCACUUAUUUAUCGAUAUAUAGUCAAACUCUGAACAUUUCAAGGUUUAAGAACUAUCUGUGCAACGCGUUGUACAACUGACGUUUUACCAAACUCGCGGGUAUUCUUGAUUUUUUUGUUUGUUGUUGUUUAUCUGAUUAAUUGAUUUAUUGAAAAGUAACAUCCGAUAUUCACUGAAACAUUUGAACAACAAAUAGCUCACCUAAUCGAAAUCCGAAUUCCUUCAUAAAUCAGUGAAGAUCAACAUUACCUUUGAGUAUUACAAAGCGGUGAACUUCUGGUUAGGGUUAGCUUUGAAUAAUCCACAACAGCGAAUGUCAAGCUAGUUUCUACGUUGGACCUUUCACAAGAUGUCUGAUACCACAACUCCUAACAUUAAAUCCUCGAACGAAAAGAUCCUUCGUUCUCCUCGAACCGCUGUGGACAUUCCUAACGUCUCCUUACCUGAAUUUCUUUGCACAACCCUAGAGAACCACCCUGACAAAUAUCUAAUGAUAGCACAUGAUAAUUCUCGUUCUAUCACCAUUAAAGAAGUGCUUUUGUACGGAAAACGAUUCUCCAGCGCUCUCAUACGACGAGGCUUAAAGCUUGGAGACGUAUUUUGCCUUUGUUCUUCUAAUAAUGUGGAUUUUCCAGCAGCAGUAUUAGGUGUAAUGAAUGCAGGAGCCACCAUAACUCUAGGAAAACCUAUGGAUACAAAAGGAGAACUACAGUACAAACUGGAGAAGGCUAAUGCAGCUUACUUGUUAGUUGAGAGGGAAAAUCUGGAAAAGGCUCGAGAAGCAACGAAAAAUCUUCCGAAGUUUCGGGAAAUACUGGUGUUUGAGAAAACCGAAGGUUGCCCAUCCUUCACAGAACUUGUUGAAGAAGACGAUGGAUCUGCCUUUACCGGCCCUCCUAAGAUUGACCCUAAAGUAACACCGAUAGUGUUACCAUUUUCAAGUGGAACUACUGGUUUACCCAAAGCUAUUAUCCAUACUCAUUUUAGUUUUCUUGCAACAAUACUUCACACUAUGGAUCCAACUAUUUGGAAGUACCCUCGUGACGAAAUUGUUCUUGGCAUGUAUCCAUUCUGCCACGUGGCUGGCUUUCUGUUUCUGUUGAUCGGUAUGGCCGAAGGACUGACUAUGAUCAACGUACCAUCUUAUGACUCAGACUUGUUCUUGGAAGUAAUACCACGUCAUAAGGUGUCCAUCGUUUUAGCAGCUGUUUCUGUGAUAUAUUUCAUCUUGAGUGAUCCGAAAGCACGACAGUACGAUUUUACCAGUGUGAAGGAGAUCCUGACAAGCGGAGCUCCUCUUCGUCGUGAAGCCAACGAAGAAGUUCUCGUGAAAACCUUUCCUUUCUUACAUUCUGUGAGACAGUUGUACGGUUUAAGUGAAACGUUGUUUGUGUCUUGUACUGAAAAAGGAAAAACUAUACCGAAUUCUGUUGGAAAACUGUAUCCAUCAAUGGAAUUAAAGGUUGUAGAUAUUAUAACAGGGACUGCUUGUGAUGUUAACGAAAGUGGAGAAUUUCUUCUACGUGGUAAACAAUUAAUGAAAGCGUACUUAAACAACCCCACAGCUUUCUCUGAAGCUUUCACACCUGAUGGUUGGUACAAAACAGGAGAUUAUGGUUACUAUGACUCCGAGGGAAACAUCUAUAUCACAGACAGAAUAAAGGAAAUUAUAAAGACUGGAUUCCAUCAAGUUUCUCCUACUGAAAUAGAGUCUGUGUUAUUCAACCAUCCUGGUAUAGAGGACGCUGCUGUAAUUGGUGUUCCAGACAUGGCCUUAGGAGAAGUACCUUACGGGUUCGUUGUGACUAAGCUUAAUAGUCACGUAACACCAGAUGAUAUCAUUCACUUCACAUCAGAUCGUUUAGCUCCACAGAAACAGUUAAAAGGAUUGGAAAUUCUAAGCCAGAUUCCUCGGUCUGAUUUCGGGAAGUUGCAACGUAAUAUGUUGAAAGAACGUUUUCAGCUUCAAAGCAAGAAAUUUGCAGCAAAGCCUUCAGCCUGAGCUGUGACCGGGAAUUUGAAAUGUACUACAAGAUAAACAAGGUGCAACUGAAAAUAAAUCAGUACAACUUAUGUUACCAAUAAAUAUAAAUACAAUGCUAUUACUUUAUAUAUGUAAGCUACUGUUAUAUGCAUCUUGUCUUUUUUAGCAUUAACUCUCAAUAGCUUAGUUGUUUUUUAACUGCUCACUACCGGUGGGGCCUACAUAUUAAGUUUUAUUGUGUAAUUUUGUUUUUCCCUUUUACAAACUCUGUAUAGAACUGAUGAAAAAUUAAAUUUCUAUGCCAAAUACA
This is a messenger RNA of Limulus polyphemus (Atlantic horseshoe crab), 2606 nucleotides long. Its product is annotated as 4-coumarate--CoA ligase 1-like. The transcript is spliced from 10 exons. Gene Ontology annotation, molecular function: CoA-ligase activity. Bases 662 to 2314 code for a protein of 550 amino acids. The record is from RefSeq and is a predicted model, not a curated record. Lineage: Eukaryota; Metazoa; Arthropoda; Merostomata; Xiphosura; Limulidae.